Microsporum canis CBS 113480 is the source of this 1539-nucleotide messenger RNA. RefSeq lists its product as hypothetical. Gene Ontology annotation, molecular function: ubiquitin binding; phosphatidylinositol binding. The record is from RefSeq and is a predicted model, not a curated record. The transcript has 4 exons. Lineage: Eukaryota; Fungi; Ascomycota; Eurotiomycetes; Onygenales; Arthrodermataceae. The coding region runs from base 1 to 1539 and encodes 512 amino acids.
AUGAAACGAUUUAUUGGGACUAUUACCACUCUUGGAGGCCUCGGUGCUGCCCAGCCCAACGAUGCCCCUGAAGUAGCAGUCCUCAAGGCUGUGGAAAAUGACUACUUAUCACUACCUACGAUCGUCGAGGCUGCCGAGUCAAGCCCUGCAGCAGCCAAAGUUGCUGCAAAUCAGAUUCAGAAAUACAUCUCAAAACCGGCUACCUCGCACCCCCAACGCCAAUACAAUGCGAUCAUGCUAAUACGAAUCCUGGCUGACAAUCCGGGCCCCUCUUUCACUCGUAAUCUUGAUGCGCGGUUUACAGCGUGUGUCAAGGUCCUACUUCGCGAUGGAAGGGACAUGAAUGUUGCGCAGAUCUUGCGCGAGACUCUUGAAAUGCUGUCGACAACGAAAGCUGACGACAGUAACCUCUCCGGACUUAUCCAAAUGUGGAACAGAGAGAAAGAGAAAUUCGAGAAAACCUAUGGUUACCCGCCAUUUGGAAUACCACCCGCUCAGAUGCUCAUGUCUACCCCCGUAUCGGAAUUCUACAACAACGAUAUGCUCAUGGAAUUCGCUACUCGUUGCCAGUCUGCAUCUAGAUCUGUGCAGGGCUACAUAAACUCAUCUAACCCGGCGCCGGAUGAAGACACUAUGCUUACCCUGAUUGAAACUAAUGAUAAGAUCUCCGUUGCCUUAUCGAGAUACAAUCGUGCUGCCCUAGAAGCAAGGAAAGCUGGCUUUAAAUCUCCAUCGGAGUUGGCUGAACCAGGCCAGUAUCUAAUUGACCACAUUCCUGACCACAACCAGAACAAUAAUCGGGGCCAACACCAGAACCCGGACUACAGGAGUGGACAACCAUCCCUUCAGACAACUGGCCCAUUACCUGUUGGGGAUACUGGACCGGAGCCGGUACAGCCAAAAAAGCAACGAUAUAUACCCCGGCUCUCCAUGCCCAGAAUGCCCAAGAAGCUCUCUAAAACGUCACCAAGUCAAGCUCCCGUUCAGAAUGAGGAAACAAAACCAACGCUAUAUACACCGCCUGCCCAUACCGCCAAUGCCGAAAGAACACCUGCGUCGCCUCCAGUAUCCCCACCGGAAACCUACGCAAAUAACAUGGCGUCAAAGCAUAGCUGUGAAGCGCACGAUUCCUAUGCGAAUGGAACCUCACAGUUAAUUAACAGCAAUAGUAGUAACCACCACGCCGAUACGAGCAAUAUGAACCACCUUCCCCAUACCACUAUUGCACCACCUAUAUCGUGGGAAUACAAUCCAAACGAAUUCCAGGUCGAGAAUCCGUUUGCCGAUAAAUUCGCAACGGACGCUAAUUCGGGAACUGAUUCAAAUAGGGUCAGCAGGAUUGUUGAACAUGAUGGCACAGAUGCUGCUACUACUGCUGAUCAUGAUGAGCUUAAUCAAUCUGCGAAGAGGGGAAGGUAUUACUCCCAGGACUUUAACUUAUUUGAUAACACCAAGCAGACACCGUCUGAAGCGCUAGCCUUAGCACCUGGAUCGAAUCAUGAAAAUAAGCCAACGAACCAUCCCUCAGCUCAUACAUGA